GCCAAGCUCGACAUUCAAGAUGGCCGACGCAGGCAAGCUCAAGGAAUUUUAACAAAUAGGGAAUAUUAUUUCCAUCUCGUUCUUCGUUUCAAAAAUUUCUGCUUAUGAAAGGUGAGAUUAAGAUGCAGAGUUUCCAUCUGUGUCACCAUUAUUGAGGGAAUACUCGGUGAGAAAUGAAACUUCCUUGUUUGAGUGCAGCGAGGAUUAUGUUUCCUGGGCGACGACAGUUAAAGUAUGUCAGCAUUUGACGGAAAUCCGCGAAAGAACGUGUUAGAGAGGUAAAGAUUCAAAUUUUCUGGAACAUGAUAAGUUUAUUAUUAAGUCUGGCAAGAUUUCCGCGCAGUCCCAUAUUUCAUUGUGCUUACAGAUCCUCCGUUUGGAACUCCUUUUAGUACAUGUUUGGUAAUUAAGCCCCACUCUUGAUUUUAAAAAUAUGUUGAGGGAAAUCGGAAAAAAUUUCAAAGCUCAGAGGGGGGCUCCUGAGGGUGCCUUCUGCUGUUGCUUCACCCCUCCCCCUUAAAAAAUCUAGCUAUGGCCUUGAGCAUGACUUUGCUUUCUUUGCAAUUGUAUUAUACCUAUUGCAUUUCCUUUGCGUUAGAGAACCUUGAAGUUGCUAACGCGGCAUACAUUCUGUGCUAGGCUAAGGGACAGAGAAAGAGGCAGGGACUGGUCUGCACUUGACAAGACCUACAGAAAUCGAUCGUGGUCAGCAGAUUCCUAUACAGGGGAGAAAUUUGUCCCUCCAAGGAAACCGGGAAGCCCUGCUUACCUCCCUAAACUUGAAAACCGUCCAGCCUCAGUGGAUUCAGAUUAUGAACAAGAUUUAAAACGUGGAAACCUGAAAGUCAUUCCUCCAUUACCUGCUGGAGAACAACAUGGUGUAUCUCGAAGGUACAUGUUACUGAACAUGGCGAGGAUUCUUAUUUAGAUAUCUUUGGCAAUGAAAGGGCGAUGCACUUAUUAAAGACAAUGCUUAAGGACCAAACAUGGUUCAAAUUUAGGAUAACAGGGUCUGGAUAUCCAGGAUUUCUUGAACUCCUUCUUUCAGAAUAAUUCAAGCAAUUUUUUCAAUGAGUAAUAAAACUCCCCAGGAAACCAAGGUGGUGUCUGUAGUUACAAGAUUUGUCAACUCUUUAUUUCCAAAUACAAUAUCCCCUUAUAAUUGAGAAAUUCAGAAUUUGAAUACAACUUUAUGUUUCAACUCUAUAUGAGUUUCUGUUCUCACUGGAAAGAGUUAUAGAGUGAUGUAUAUUUCUGUUUUCUUCUUCCACUAACAGGGAUGAUCGAAUCAAAAGGAAAAUUUCAAGAAAAGAAAAUCAGGCUUUUCAGGGCCAAAACAGCAGCUAUCCAUAUGCAGCUCUGCCAUCUUACUAUCCCCAUCCACCUGUGGCACCCCCUCCCCACCCCCCUUUGAUGUACCCAGUUCCCAUGAUCCCAGUGCAUCCUGGGUAUGCACCUUGGAUUGCACCCCAGCAAGGCUUUAAUGGAGUCAACAGUGGUCUUUUUAAUGCGCAUCAUGCUGAAAGGUAAUGCAUAAAGCUCGGUAGAUGGAUCAGAAUCUCUUGUAUUCCCAGGUUUCAAACAAUGUUUACCAUAAAUAAGACAUACAACAUGUCAAUGAUAACAGAUUUAAGGUCUCUGAUCAUUCUGUGAUCAUUCAGGUCAGUGACCAGGGAGGUUCCAAGGUAUUUUGGCACCCUCCUUCUUAUCAGACCUGUGUUUUUUUUUUUAUUACUAGUUUGACACCAAAAUUUUUACUAUAACAGGAUGACAAAUUAUUAUUACUACACAAUAUGAAAUAUUUUAUAUUUACCUAACUUACAACCUUUCUUAAUUCAGUUGGGCUACUGUGUUGAGGAAAAAAAAAAGCUUUUGUGUUUUCUUAAUCAAAGCCUGGAACCUUCCCCCACUCCCCCACCUUCAUUAAAAAUUCUUGGAUCUUACCCUGCAGGUUUGGGAAGGACUGUUUUUGGUUACAGGGACUUGUAUAACAACAACCUGUAUUCUUCCUAGCCCAACCUAUAUAUAGUUACAAAACUGAAAAAAAUAAAAUCAAAGUACUAGCUGUACGGAAUAAUAGGCAGGAUUGAUGGAGCCAGGUAUCAGAAGAGUCAAUUACAGUCUAAUUCAUUUGCACUGAUCAGUCCAUUGUGGAUGAUGUUUAGAUCUUUUGUAGCCCAUUCGGAUAAGAUGAUCAAACAGGUGUAAUUUAGAUGCUCCACCUGGUUUGUUUCAGGUCUGUUGCAUUCUGAAUGAAUUUAAUUUUCUUCUUCUCAGACCACCUCACCAGUUAUCCCGAUCUCAAGCAGCAGUUGUCAUCCAAAAAUAUCACAGAGGCUGGCAAGUCAGGAAGGUUAGGCACUUGUGAUCACUAGGGACAAAGUUAAUGUAUGAUAAUAUACAAAACUACUAGGCUAGGCAUUGCAACUUCACUGAAUGUAUAAAAACUAUCUUUAAGUCGACAGAGAUAUGUUUUAAUCAACACCACACUCUAAACAAGUAUUUUUGUUUUCAAUUUUGUUGCUCUGGCAGGGUCCUCGAUUUGCACUCUGGCGCCACAUGUGUAAUAGGAAAUAUUCGCGAAAAUUUGUAGACGAUUUGAUUAACAGCUUCCUAAUUGAAGAAUUUGUUCCAGAUGUCUUGAUUGAUGUUUUGGUUGGUAAGAAAUUCUUGGUAAGUCCCAUCACUUUGUUGUCCUAUUGUAAUUUUGAUGAAUUUUCAAGAGACUUACUUUGAAUCUCCAAUAUUAAGAAUUUUUUAGAAUAAUUUUAAAACUCUGCACACUUCUUGAUUACCACUAUAGAUUUUCAGAGGAUGCUCAAUUUUCUAGGGUUGCAAGGAUAAAAAAAUUAUCAGACCAAAAUUACAAGGAUAUUUUAAAGUAAUAUAAUUUUGCUCUGUAAAUAUCAGAGUAUGGGCUCAUACAUCCAAAUAGUCUUAAAAAGCAGCUUAUCAAUAAGAAACUAUUCUUAGUGGUAGUACAUUAAACAUAAUCAAAUUAAAAAUUUCCAAUGGGCUCUGAAACUAAACUAGUCAUGGAAAAUUAGUAAAUUAACUGAGUUGAUAAUUUAAAUUGGCCACUGUAAAGAGUUUCAAGGCUGACAUUUCAAGCAUUACCCCUUCAUAAGUGCAAAAGACAAAGGACUAACCCUCGAAAGGUCACCUUUGAAACUCUUUACAGUGGCCAAUUUACAUAAUUGACUCAGGUGUUAUUGCUAAGUUACCCUGUUAUACUCUCAAACUGACACAGCAUCACAGUUUCUUAAGAAUAGUUACCCCUUUUAUACAACUUAACUUAAAACAAGUGUUAGCUGAUGGUAAGUUUUGUUUCAGUCUGUGCAAGAUCCUAGAUACAAAGCCAGUGAAAGGGUCUGCAAAGAGAUCAUUGAUCAAGAUGUAACUUCCUUUAUUCAUGAGGUCACCCUUGGUGUCUAUUAUGCUCAUCAAGGAAUGUGAGUGUUAUUUUUACAACCUGUGCUACAGUACAGUCCCUUGAAUUUUGGAUAUCUCAACUCUCCCAUUAUUUGAAAUGUAGGAAAUAUCCUUGACAGUAGAAGUGUGUUGCCAGAAUAUCUGCGCUGUCAGAAAUUUGUUAGAAUAUUAGUACUUCAAAUCCCUUAGUCAAGACUCCUCAGACUGGUGAUCAUUUUGGUUAUUUUCCUGGUCUUAAUAAACAAUUUAGCAGUAUUCUGGUAAGGAGAAAUUAGAUACUGGUCACUCUUUGGGUUUUAAAGGUUUAAAUACUUCCUAGAUAAUCAGUUACUGAAUAUUCCUUUUGCAUUUGCUGUACAGUGCAAUGAUGUUCAAAAGGAAAAUAAGGUUUUAGACACCUUUGGGAAUAAAUGAAUUUGAAGAGAACAAAAAAGUCGAAGCAUGAAAUUUUCAAAACAGCUAUCCUAUCCUUUUUGCAUCUGUUUGGAAGAACUGCAGGGCAAAAAAUUCAUCUCUUCUGUCCUCUUUGUGUUUUCAUGGAUGUGUACUAGUUUCUUUUUUUAAAUGUAUAUUUAUUUACCUAUUUGUUUAAAUUUUUUAUGCUUAGUGCUUACUCCAGAAGAGAUCCAUCUGUAAAAGCAUGUGAUAGUAUCAUAGGUGAAGUUGUACAGGAAUUUGCUGGGCAAGUUGUGCGAUCUGUGGUGGAGGAAAAGGUCGUGGGUCACAUGGCUGUAAUCAAAGCUGGUGAUUGGUUAGAGGACUUCAUAUUGGAGACAAUUGAACCAAUGAUCCCAGUAGUGGUAAGAAUAUUAUCCAGGACUUCAAAGUUAAUUUCAAAGAGUCUGCUUGUUUGUUUGUUUGUUUUUGUUAGUAAGUUUUUUUUUUCUUUCUACAUUGAAGCAAUAUAGCUGUGGUUUCUUAAUGAGAGCAAGCUAAUUUCCACAUCAAGUGGCUGAGGUUUGAGUCCAGUAUGGGGUCCCUGUGUUAUGUUCUUGACUGUGAAAGACUAGUUACUUUUUGCCUCUUUCCCAACCACCAGUAAAUAAACACUAGAAAAAAAUCAUAAUAACUAAUAAUGUUGGGGGUUCAUCAUGCUAAGAUACUCAGCUUGAUGAAGAACAUUUUAGGAUAUUUAGCUUUGGAUUAGGCAGGUAACUUGUGAAUAAGUCUUGACUUUGAUAUCCAGUUCAAAGAUGCCAGUAGGUAUUGAGUUUACCAUAUGAAACAUAAAAGGAGACAAUUUCAUGUAUACUUUACUCUUUAACCCAUAAGAGUGACUAGCAUCCAAUUUCUCCUUACAAUAUCACCCCGAAUCCUGCAGGAGAAUAAAGGAAAUGAUCACCAACCAAAGAAUAUCUUGAUUGUCAAAUAAAUUCUCCUUGUCAGCACCUUAGGAAAUGUAAAGAGAAUUGUUUGGAGAGUAUGCAGACUGAUCUUAGGGUAAAAUGGUUAAGCAAAUUUUAACACAAACUAUAGUUUUCCCUUCUUAAAUAAUUUAAGUUACACUAUGAUGAAAGGUAAUUAAAAGGCAGCUUGGUUCUUUAAAAGCCUUAAGAUACCACAAGAAACAAUACGGUAUUUGACUUUCAUUCGCUCUUCAGGUCUCUGAAGCCAUGGAUGGAUUCCAAAAUGAUGACCCACUUGAUGAAGUUAUCGAUGAGGUCAUAACGUCUGAAUUGAGACAAAUCGUUAUCGAUGUUUGGCGGGAAAUGAUGGAGGUUGACAGAGAGAAACAAGUGAAAAAGGUAACUCCUUGCAACUUGCGAGCCGAAAUGGUACCGCAAUAUUUAUUGUAUCCACAGCCAAAAGUCCUUGGCAAGCUGGUAUUUUCUGGAAGGGACUACAGUGGUCAUGGUCAUAAAAAAGGUCGUGAAAAGUAAUAAUUUUGAUCCAAUGUUAGCUUAAGAUAAUACCCAUUUCAUUUAGCGCGAAUUUGAAUUCACAGUUGAAACGCUAUGGAUCUAGAUAUUUUGCAAAAUUUUUGAUUAUAAAUGAUGACUUUGUUGGUAGUAGAACCAAUUUCGAUAGAGUAUCGCAUGACCAAAAUCAAAGUAUUUCACAACUGCCAAUCAGUACUAUGGAAAAUAUCAGAAGGAACUCAAGUACAAUCAAAAUAGAAACAAGUUAACUACUUAUCUCGAGAAAAGGUGCGAUCGGCCAUAGGGCAAUUUUCUAGCCCAAUCACAGAGCAUGGCGUAAGUUUUUCUUUUAAACCAAUCAUGGAGCGUGGCGCGUGUUUUCCAGACUUCACACAUAGCGUGACGUGAGUUUUCUAGAUCAAUUACUCAGCUUAGUUAAACAAAAGCAUUAGCAUCCUGAAUCACUUUCAGUCCUCAACUUUGAACUGAAAGCCACGUUAGGUAUUUUGAUGACCAUGCAGUGAUGUUUGGUUAACAAGUCCAAUUAAGAUCUACUUCUCUCGUACAAAGAUUUGAAGAAAUUAUAUGAAGUUCUGCGAAAAACAUAGGUGAAAAAGGAGUUAGAAUGAUUUUCCUUGGUUUUGUCUUUGCAGCUGUCUGUGUACGCAGAGGAUCGCCUGUUAGACUCACUGUGUCUUCAGCAUCUUCUGAGUCAGUUAGCUGGUGAUAAUCUGUCCUUUCACGUCAGAGGUUAUGCACAACAGGCUUUAGACGGUAAGGAGACGAUUUCCGAUUAUAGAUACUAGAGUGUGAUUUGACAUUUUAGACACUAGUGUCUGAUUUCCGAUUUUAAACAUUGGAGUCUAUUUUUUUUUUAGACACUAGUGUCCGAUUUCUAAUUUUGAACACUAAUUUCCGCCGUCCAAUUUUGAACAUAAGUGUCCGACGUCGAAUUUUAUGUCCAGUUUUAGACGCCAUUUUCCGAUUUGAGGCACUAGUGUGCGAUUUUGGACACUUUGUCCGAUUUCCGACUUUGAACACUGGUGUUCUUUUAUAGACACUUGUCUCCGAUUUUAGAGACUAGCUUCAUAUUUUAGACAUUAGUAUACGAUUUUAGACUCAAGUGUCUCAUUUUAGACACUAGUGGACACCAGUGGUCAUUUUUGCAAUCUUGUUUCCGAGAUUAGACACUAGGGUCCCAUUUUAGACAAUAGUUACGAUUUGAUAUUGGAAGACUCUUUAAAUUUGCCAUGACAAAUUGAUGAAUGGGAACGCGGAAAUUUUAAACCACCUGUAGCUGUGCAAUCACUGUUGUAAGUUAUGAUUGUUUAUCAAAAGAACGCCAAUAAUGUAGAACCCUUUAAAUAUUUAUUACCCAAACCUAGCUCGGAAUUAUAUUCUUUUCCUUUACAUGCGUAAACAACCGGACAAAAUGUCUGGUCCUCUUAAGAGUUGACUCGAUGAAACAUGUGUUUGGCCGGAUAUUGUCCAAAUACCGGCCGUUAGUUCCAUCCCUGAUGCUCGGGAGAAAUUUUUGGUGCUGUCAUCACCUUCAUAAUUAAUUUUGGACGGUUUUUUUUUAAUUUUCCAGCGACAAUCUUAGAAAACUGCUCGUCUUUCCUUUUUGCAAUUUUUUUCUUUUUUUUCCAAUAGAAUAGAUAUAAUUACUGCCCAUCGUUAAAAUACAGUUUCAUUUUUUGUCACAGGCAUGUUGUGUGGAUUGCUGAUCCGUAAUUAUUUGGCCGUGAAUGAUCAACUGGAAGCGACACAAAGCAGCGCUGCUGUAAAAGAAUUUCAUGAAGAGGUUUUCUGUGAUGUGGUAAAUAAAAAACUGCAAAUCUUCUGCAGUAUUCUUUUAAAUGCUGUUUGAUGUAGUAAGUGCUUUCAGCAAUAUUUAUUGAGACCCAGAUGUAGGCACUAGGAAACAACUUAUAAUUUGAAGAGGUGUGAUGUUGGUGAUAACGCUAAUAAUAGCAUAAUGUACCUAUUUAGAGGAUCAAAUAUGCUUUAAUUUUUCUAAAAAAACUCUCCAUGGUAGACAUUUUAUUUCGCGAUAGACGGUAAAGGAAUUGUUUGUUCUUUCCACGUAGGCAUUGGAUGUUCUUUUGGAAGAAUUGACAGCAAAUCUGGAUGAAGACAUGCAAGAUCUACUAGAACACGAAAAUCAAAGAAAUACUUUCGACCUUUAA
Molecule: messenger RNA, 7480 nt
Organism: Pocillopora meandrina
Lineage: Eukaryota; Metazoa; Cnidaria; Anthozoa; Scleractinia; Pocilloporidae
Source: the annotation of a GenBank genome assembly